Myotis davidii is the source of this 3542-nucleotide messenger RNA. RefSeq names its product polymerase (RNA) I polypeptide B (gene POLR1B). The transcript is spliced from 15 exons. NCBI's taxonomy places the organism in Eukaryota, Metazoa, Chordata, Mammalia, Chiroptera, Vespertilionidae. Gene Ontology annotation, biological process: DNA-templated transcription. Gene Ontology annotation, molecular function: DNA binding; ribonucleoside binding; DNA-directed RNA polymerase activity. Bases 77 to 3484 code for a protein of 1135 amino acids. Gene Ontology annotation, cellular component: RNA polymerase I complex; nucleus. The record is from RefSeq and is a predicted model, not a curated record.
AUUUCCUAGCGAACUGUGGGCGCUGCGCCUCUUUCCGGCGCUGCAGAGGCGUGCUGGCAGCCGGCGUGCGGGCUGCAUGGAUCCCGGCGGCCGGUGGCGGGGCUUGCCCGGGGGGCCCAGCCUCAAGCACCUGACGGAUCCCUCCUACGGGAUCCCCCGGGAGCAGCAGAAGCCCGCGCUACAGGAGCUGACGCAGGCGCACGUGGAGUCCUUCAACUACGCGGUGCGCGAGGGGCUCAGCCACGCGGUGCAGGCUAUACCUCCCUUUGAAUUUGCUUUCAAAGAUGAGCGGAUCUCUCUCACUAUUGUGGAUGCUGUCAUCAGCCCCCCCACCGUUCCCAAAGGGAGCAUCUGCAAGGAGCUCAAUGUUUAUCCUGCAGAAUGCCGGGGCAGGAGGAGCACCUACCGGGGAAAGUUGACAGCUGAUAUCAGCUGGGCUGUAAACGGAAUCUCAAAAGGAACCAUUAAGCAGUUUCUUGGCUAUGUUCCCAUCAUGGUGAAGUCCAAGCUUUGCAACUUAUACAACCUUCCUCCAAAAGCCCUCAUUGAGCACCAUGAGGAACCAGAGGAAAUGGGAGGCUAUUUCAUAAUCAAUGGCAUUGAAAAGGUCAUCCGAAUGUUGAUUAUGCCUCGGAGAAAUUUCCCUAUUGCAAUGAUAAGACCAAAAUGGAAAGCUAGAGGGCCUGGCUACACUCAAUAUGGAGUGUCAAUGCACUGUGUGAGGGAAGAACACUCUGCUGUCAAUAUGAACCUUCACUACUUGGAAAAUGGCACAGUUAUGUUGAACUUUAUUUACCAGAAAGAACUGUUUUUUCUUCCUUUGGGAUUCGCACUUAAGGCACUUGUCAGCUUUUCCGAUUACCAGAUUUUUCAGGAGCUCAUCAAAGGAAAAGAGGACAACUCUUUCUUGAGGAACUCUGUUACUCAGAUGUUAAGGAUGGUGAUGGAGGAAGGUUGUUCCACACAGAAGCAGGUCCUUAACUAUCUGGGUGAACGCUUCAGAGUAAAGCUCAGUCUCCCUGACUGGUAUUCAAAUGAACAAGCGGCAGAGUUUCUGUUUAACCAGUGUAUCUGUAUCCACUUGAAAUCUAAUACUGAGAAGUUUUAUGUACUUUGUCUCAUGACCCGGAAGCUGUUUGCUUUGGCCAAAGGAGAGUGCAUGGAGGAGAAUCCUGAUAGUUUAGUGAAUCAGGAAGUGCUCACACCCGGGCAGCUCUUCCUCAUGUUUCUGAAGGAAAAAAUGGAAGCGUGGUUAGUAUCUGUUAAAAUAGGUAUGGACAAGAAGGCCCAGAAGACCAAUAUGUCUAUAAACAGUGAAAAUUUGAUGAAGAUUUUAAGUCUGGGAAUAGACCUUACAAAACCAUUUGAGUAUCUUCUUGCUACUGGGAAUCUGCGUUCCAAAACAGGUCUUGGCUUCCUGCAAAAUUCUGGACUUUGUGUCGUGGCUGAUAAGCUGAACUUCAUCCGCUAUCUCUCCCAUUUCCGCUGUGUGCACAGAGGGGCUGACUUUGCCAAGAUGAGGACCACCACAGUGCGCAGGCUGCUGCCGGAGUCUUGGGGUUUCCUUUGUCCCGUGCACACUCCUGAUGGGGAGCCCUGUGGCCUGAUGAACCACUUAACUGCCAUAUGCGAGGUGGUCACGCAGUUUGUAUACACAGCAUCUAUUCCAGCUUUGCUCUGCAACCUGGGGGUUACUCCAGUUGAUGGAACGCCUCACCGACCUUACGCCGAGUGCUACCCUGUCCUGCUGGACGGUGUCAUGGUUGGCUGGGUGGAUAAGGAGCUUGCUGCUGGUGUUGCAGCUUCUCUCCGGCAUUUUAAGGUGUUGAGAGAAAAAAGAAUCCCUCCCUGGAUGGAGGUGGCCCUUGUCCCCAUGACAGGAAAACCAAGUCUGUACCCAGGACUGUACCUUUUCACCACUCCUUGUAGGCUGGUGCGGCCUGUGCGAAACUUGGAAUUGGGCAAAGAAGAGCUGAUUGGAACUAUGGAGCAACUCUUCAUGAAUAUUGCCAUCUUCGAGGAUGAGGUUUUUGCUGGAUUGACCACCCACCAGGAACUCUUCCCUCACAGCCUGUUGAGUGUGAUCGCCAACUUUAUCCCUUUCUCCGAUCACAACCAGAGUCCAAGGAACAUGUACCAGUGCCAGAUGGGUAAACAAACUAUGGGCUUCCCACUUCUCACUUAUCAAGACCGAUCCGAUAAUAAGCUGUAUCGUCUUCAGACCCCACAAAGCCCUUUGGUGAGGCCGUGCAUGUAUGAUCACUAUGACAUGGACAACUAUCCAAUUGGGACCAAUGCCAUCGUUGCUGUUAUUUCUUAUACUGGCUACGAUAUGGAAGAUGCCAUGAUUGUGAAUAAGGCUUCUUGGGAACGAGGUUUUGCCCAUGGAAGUGUCUACAAAUCUGAGUUCAUAGAUCUCUCUGAAAAAAUUAAACAAGGAGAUGAUAGUCUGGUGUUUGGAGUCAAACCUGGUGACCCGCGGACUGUGCAGAAGUUAGAUGAGGAUGGAUUGCCAUUUAUUGGAGCACAGCUGCAGUACGGAGAUCCCUAUUACAGCUAUGUAAACCUCAACACUGGCGAGAGCUCUGUGAUGUUCUACAAGAGUAAAGAAAAUUGUAUUGUGGACAACAUCAAAGUGUGUAGUAAUGACAGUGGAAGUGGAAAAUUUAAAUGUGUUUGCAUCACGAUGAGAAUCCCUCGGAACCCAACCAUUGGAGACAAGUUUGCCAGCCGGCAUGGGCAGAAGGGCAUCCUGAGCAGACUGUGGCCAACCGAGGACAUGCCCUUUACCGAAAGUGGGAUGGUCCCAGACAUUCUGUUCAACCCUCACGGGUUCCCAUCCCGAAUGACCAUUGGUAUGUUAAUCGAGAGCAUGGCGGGCAAGUCUGCAGCUCUGCAUGGUCUCUGCCAUGAUGCCACACCCUUCACCUUUUCAGAGGAGAAUUCGGCCUUGGAGUACUUUGGUGAGAUGUUGAAGGCUGCUGGCUACAACUUCUAUGGCACUGAGAGGCUGUACAGUGGCAUCAGUGGGGUAGAACUGGAAGCAGAUAUUUUCAUUGGCGUGGUUUAUUACCAGCGGUUACGCCACAUGGUCUCAGACAAAUUCCAGGUCAGAACCACCGGAGCCAGAGACAGAGUCACUAACCAGCCCAUCGGGGGGAGAAACGUCCAGGGUGGGAUCCGUUUUGGGGAAAUGGAGAGGGAUGCUCUGUUAGCUCAUGGAACUUCUUUUCUCCUUCACGACCGCCUCUUUAACUGUUCUGACCGGUCGGUAGCCCACGUGUGUGUGAAGUGUGGCAGUCUGCUCUCUCCGCUGUUGGAGAAGCCACCCCCUUCGUGGUCAGCCAUGCGCAACAGAAAAUACAACUGUACUGUGUGCAAUCGCAGUGACACUAUCGACACUGUUUCUGUGCCUUACGUUUUUCGGUAUUUUGUAGCUGAACUGGCAGCUAUGAACAUCAAAGUAAAACUGGAUGUCAUUUAAUUGGUGUGGCCUUUUGGGUUAGGUGAUCUGUCAGAUUAAAACAAAAUGUAACUUCAGU